Molecule: messenger RNA, 875 nt
Organism: Mollisia scopiformis
Lineage: Eukaryota; Fungi; Ascomycota; Leotiomycetes; Helotiales; Mollisiaceae
Product: eukaryotic translation initiation factor eif-5a
Exons: 4
Coding region: 140-625 (161 amino acids)
Biological process (GO): positive regulation of translational elongation; positive regulation of translational termination
Molecular function (GO): ribosome binding; translation elongation factor activity; RNA binding
Source: RefSeq, a predicted model, not a curated record
UCUUUGGUCCUUACCAACUCCAAACCCACCAUCCGCGCAGACAUCUCCUCCUUCGCAUCCUUACCUUGCAACCAAAUCCGAAAUCCAACCCCACACGAACCCCGCCACUUGAACAACAUACAUUGACAAUAUCAGCAAAAUGGCGGACGACUCUCAGCACGAUGUCCAGUUCGACAGCGUCGACGCCGGCGCGUCUGCCACGUUCCCCAUGCAGUGCUCUGCCUUGAGGAAGAACGGCUUCGUUGUGAUCAAGAACCGUCCUUGCAAGAUCGUUGAUAUGUCUACCUCCAAGACUGGCAAGCACGGUCACGCCAAGGUCCAUCUUGUCGCUAUCGACAUCUUCACCGGCAAGAAGCUCGAAGAACUUUGCCCAUCUACCCAUAACAUGGAUGUCCCCAACGUCACCCGUAAGGAAUAUCAAUUGCUCGAUGUCUCUGACGAUGGUUUCCUCUCCUUGAUGGCUGAUGAUGGCGAGACCAAGGAUGAUGUCAAGGUUCCUGACGGAGAAGUUGGAGAGAAGAUCGACAAGCUUUUCACCACUGAGGAGAAGGAUACCAAUGUUAUCGUUCUUACGGCUAUGGGUGAGCAAGCUGCCAUUGAAGCCAAGGAAGCUCCUCGCGGUUAGAUUCCUCCAAGCAAAUUUGCAACAUCGACCUUGUUGUCAGCAGUGGCAUCUUCUUUGUUUGCAGGUUCACGAGCUCGGAGGAUAGUCAUUUAUGAAGAUUCUGGGAGCAUGGAGAACUUGCAUUCUAAUGGUCGUUGUGAAGCGAUGAGACUAUCUGGACACCUAACGUUACUCUACUGGUUAUAUCUCUCCGGGCUUGCGAGAACCAUCUUCUUUUUGUUUCGUCGAUCCUACAUCACAAUUGAGCGGC